This is a messenger RNA of Aspergillus ibericus CBS 121593, 1886 nucleotides long. RefSeq lists its product as uncharacterized. Lineage: Eukaryota; Fungi; Ascomycota; Eurotiomycetes; Eurotiales; Aspergillaceae. The transcript has 3 exons. The coding region runs from base 36 to 1748 and encodes 570 amino acids. The record is from RefSeq and is a predicted model, not a curated record.
CUCAAUCUCACUUAGACUACGAUUCAAGCCACAUAAUGGCAAGUUCAACCCCCCACAAUGGCACCCUGCCAUUCGACAUCUCCGAAUACCCGAAACUCACCCGAGAACAAGCCGGACAUCUCCGCCACUUCUACAACCUCAGUUCCGCUAUCGACGGGGACUGGCCACACAUGGGCUCCCAGGAACCCGCACAAGAGUUCCUCGAUGCCUAUCGCUACCAACUAGCCACCAUGGCCUACGCCUCAGCAUUAGCUCACUACCACCGCAUGCCCGCCAUGCGCGGACUCUUCAAGCCAUUAAUCCGCCGCUUGAUUCACAAGAUGUUCCGCCGUGAAGUAUGGGGAUACUGGUACAUCACCUCCCAAUCCGGAGUGAGGCUGGACCCGGAUCUAAAGGAGCUACGCAAGCCCUGGGCGAACCCGGUCAUCCGCGAGAAUAUCAUGUACAGUGGUCAUUUGUUGCUAAUGACUAGUCUGUAUGCGAUGUUGUUUGAUGAUGAUGAGUUCGAGCGGCCCGGAAGUCUGACCUUUCACUGGAACCCGUUGUUCUGGGGCAUGGGCCCGGAGACGUUCGAGUAUGAUAAUCGCAGUUUGCAGCAGGCGAUCGUGGAUGAGAUGGAACGGAAUGGGUGGGUGGGGGUGUGCUGUGAGCCGAAUUUGGUCUUUGUGGCUUGUAAUCAGUUUCCGAUUAUUGCGAUGCAUCUUAAUGAUGCGCGGGAUGGGACUAGCGUGGCGAAGGAGGUUCUGGGGAAGUAUAGGCUCGCGCUGGAGCAAAAGGAGAUGAUUUCGCGGGAGGGUUUGUAUAAGGACUGGAUCAGCGUUAAACAGGGUCAUCGUGCGACGCCUCAUAGUAUUGGAUUGACUGCUUGGGCGGCGGCAUUCAUGAACACCUGGAACUCGGGAUUUGUCCGGGCAGGUUUCCCCCAUCAUGCCAAAGGAUUCAUCACCAACAUUGACGGACAAGUCGAACUGCAGCAUCCCAUGGUCGCCGGUGCCUACCGUGCCGCCUUGAAGGGCGAUCCAACUGAAUCGCAGGACUCGGCGCAACUUCUGCAAGCCGCGCGGGAAUCCUACAAGAAAAAUCGAUCGACCAUCCUUUCCCCUUUCAAAGAACCGACAUUCGGAUAUGUCGUCAAAUGGCUAUCGGAGCUGGGCAAAAUUACGGAGCUCAACGGACUCCUAGCAUACGCCGAUAAGCAUCUUCAGCCGACGUGGGAGUAUGGCGGUCUUUAUUACCCCCGGAAUGAUGUGGCGACGGAUGAGGACGGCCGCUGGACGCAUAUGGAUCCCUUCACUGGAAACUCUGCAAUCGGCUAUGCACGAUUAAAUGUUGAGAAUGGGCAGAAGAUUAUGAUGGACGCACCGUGGACGACAAAGUCUUUGGCGAACCGUCCGUAUGUGGAUGGGUUAGACUUGUCGCAGGGUGUCGAUUGUCUGCGAGGAGUGUGGGAUCCGCAUCGCGCGGCACUGAUUCUCACUUUCCGGGAAUGGACGGGUCAAGGAGCGAAAGUUGCUUUCGACGUGAAGAAUCUUCCCUCGGGUCGCUGGAAGGUGCAUACUUCGCAAGGAGGCCGCACGACGCAUGAGCUGUUGAAAGGCGGACAGAUUGCUGUAGCCACGACCCUUGAUGGCUGUGAGGAGGUGGAUAUCGUGGUCACUCGGACUUGUGAUCGUUCUAGCGGCUUGGAUGCAGAAACGCUCUUUUUCUUGUUGGGCCUGGAUAUGCCGCAUGGGAGGGGUCUUUGUUGAACUUCUGUACUGACCUAUAAUUUGGCCAAGUAUGAUUUUGAUAUGACAAUUUUCGGGGCACAAGUAGAGGUUACUUCCGUCAUUCAUAAUUACGGCAUCACAGUUACAGACUUCUUGUGAUUUCAUUGAAGCUUCCGC